Molecule: messenger RNA, 1176 nt
Organism: Spinacia oleracea (spinach)
Lineage: Eukaryota; Viridiplantae; Streptophyta; Magnoliopsida; Caryophyllales; Amaranthaceae
Exons: 1
Coding region: 1-1176 (391 amino acids)
Source: RefSeq, a predicted model, not a curated record
AUGGCAGUCAGACAGGGAGAGACGGAGACCCUUCGCAAUUAUAUUAAGAGAUUCAAUGAAGAAGUCCUAAAGAUACACAAUCUCAAGGACGAAACCAAGUUCGCAGCCCUCUUGGCAGGUCUUCAGCCAGAUGACUUCAAGUUUGAAUUGGUCAAGUCCGGGGUGUCCAACCUCGAGGAAGCAAUGGAGAAGGCCCAAAUGCACAUUCAAGCCACAGAUAUUUGUAAGAUCAAUUGGGGUGGUGAGAGUGGAACAAGGCAAAAACAAAAGCCAAGACCUAGCGGCACCCACGACCAAACUCAGCCCUCCCUCAAAAAGUCGGUUAUGGUUGAUGACCAUGGUGAGGAUCCGAGGUACAACCGCAAUAGGCGGGAGAUUUACCUUGAUCUCAAAGGAAAAGACAUCCUCCCUAAGCCACCUGCAAUCCGUACGCCCGAAGCAAAGCGAGACAAGUCACUUUGGUGUGAGUUUCACCACGAGUGCGGGCACACCACAAAGAACUGUAAGGAGCUGAAAAAAGCACUGGAUCACUUGGCUGACAAGGGCAAGCUGAAUAAUUACUUAAGGAAGAAUCCUCCCCCAAAAGCAAAAGCCAAAGAAAAUGAGUCCCUUAGUGAUGAUACGGGAGACUACAUUGGAGUGAUAGCCGGAGGCUUGGCAACAGGAGGGUCUGUGGGCAAGGCGAAGGAUAGCUUAUGGGCACUGGAACAUCAAGUCCUAAAAGUGGCAUCGGCUUCUCAAAUAGCCCCGGUGAUGACAUUUGGUGGGAACAAUAGCCAUCCAAUUCAAGAGUCCCAUGACAAUCCGCUGGUCAUCGAGAUGAAAGUCGCUAACUCAACGGUAGGGCGAGUGUUAGUGGAUAGUGGAUCAUCCGCCGACAUCAUUACUCUAAAGUGUCUAGAAGGGCUCAAGUAUUCCAAAGAUGAUCUGAAAACCAUCUCCCAUCCACUCACUGGAUUUGGAGGUCAAGCCGUCCAUCCUCAAGGCACCAUCAAGCUACCUGUCAGGUUGGGUCCUAAAAACAAGGGAAGACGGUUGUUGGUAGACUUUCUUGUCGUGGACAUCUCCCUACCAUACAACAUCAUCUUAGGCCGACCUCUACUAAGCAAAAUAAAAGCCGCAAUCUCUGUGUACCAACUUCUCAUGCAGUUUGAGUUGGAAGAUGGCUCCGUUUGA